AUGCCAUUCGGUUUAAAGAUGUCACAAGAUGUCUUUCAAUCAAAAAUAGAUCAAACCUUUGAGGGCUGCAAUGGUGUUGUGGGAAUCGCUGACGACAUAGUGGUCUUUGGCAAGACAGCGGAAGAGCAUGAUGAAAACCUGAUGGAGAGAUGCCAAAACACCGGUCUAAAGCUCAACCCUGAGAAAUGUUUCAUAAAGCAGAAACAAAUCAAAUUCUAUGGAGUUAUAUGCAAUGAAGAGGGUAUUAAGCCAGAUCCAUCCAAAGUUUCCGCCUUGAAACAGAUGACAAAGCCCAGAGAUCGUCGUGAGCUCUAG
This is a messenger RNA of Paramuricea clavata, 315 nucleotides long. NCBI's taxonomy places the organism in Eukaryota, Metazoa, Cnidaria, Anthozoa, Malacalcyonacea, Plexauridae. The record is from the annotation of a GenBank genome assembly.